CUUAAGGCGAGUUAGAUUUAUUCUCUAAAAAUCUGUUCAUUUUAAUUUAUUUCACAAUAAAUAAGAACAUCCACCUUCAUACUUUGAUUAUUAUUUUGUUUCAAAUCUAAUCUAUUCCCAAUUUACCCAUUUCUGUUUUCCCUUAAAUGGUUUGGAUAAUGGAAUAUCAGUGAUGUUUUCCAGAUUUUUUCCGCUUUGAACACAAGAGAGGAGAACAUGAUCUCUCGUCAUUCAAGUGAGAAUUCAGAGUUGAAUCUGUAAUCCCGAGCCGCAUUCGUGAGCACUUCUCCGUGGCAAUUAGGAGCCUAUUACAAGCCAUUAGAUUGAUCAAUGUACCUUAAACAAUGGGAAUGAUUUAUUUGGUCGAACAAAAUGCUCUGCAUCUAUUGUGAGGAGUGUAAGUGGGGGUGCAUCCAUCAACAAAAGAUAAAUGAUUAAUUCAGAGCUGUUCAUUUAAAAUUCUUCCCACAAAGCCCUCACUCUUCAAAAUCCAGUUUAUUCCAGCCUCAUUUUCUGCAUGUUAAACCAGGCAGCUCGCUGGAUUGGGCAGUGCUUUCUGGUUGUGCCCCUGUGUGCGUCUUAAUUUGUGUGUCUGCAGAGGGAAGUUUAUUUGAGGAUGUUUAACUAAUUGUUGAAAUUUAGUGUGCUCAUGCGGCUACACCUGUUUCUCUCCCAAGGGGGCUGGAGUAAACUGUGAGUGGAAGGAUGCUGAUGAAGCUCCACUUGGAUCAGAAAAAGAAGAAAGUGUCUUUCAUGUAGAUUUAGCCUAAAUAGUUUGCUCGUUUUAUCUGCAGUUUUUCUUAUUUUCUGCAGUUUGGUUGGAAAAUUAGACAUAAAAAAUAAAUCAAUUACAAAGUGAAGCAAACAGCUGUAAAUUAAAACGUCACAGCGAGUGUUCUUCAGCCUGUCAGCACAGAUUUAUACCGUUCAAAUCUGGUGAAUAAAUGUCACUUUGAAGCCUGUAAGUGAGCUUUCUACAACUAGACACUCAUUAACCUCCUUCAUACUUUCCACAGCUAAAUUUGAACGUGCAGGUCAGCUCACCAUGCAGCUCACAGUGUCAGCUUACACUUCUAGAGGCUGCACAGGCUCUAUUUUAGGCUCUGCAGAGAGCGUGCUAGCUGUGAAGUUGUCAUACUUGAGCACUUGUAGCUUUUUAAAACAUAUUUAUUAAUUUCUGCAAAUGAAUGUACUUUCCUGAGUGUGGGACCGAAGCUGAGCGAGAAGCAUGGCUCCCAAAAAGGCCAAAGGAGACGACACACUGAAGCCACCACCUCUGAUUGGAAGGUUUGGCACCUCACUGAAGAUAGGAAUUGUUGGCCUGCCCAAUGUCGGGAAGUCAACCUUUUUCAACGUGCUGACAAAGAGUGAGGCUGCAGCUGAAAAUUUCCCCUUCUGCACCAUUGACCCAAAUGAAAGCAGAGUGCCCAUUCCAGAUGAACGCUAUGAUUUCCUCUGCCAAUUCCACAAACCUGCCAGUAAAAUUCCAGCAUUCCUUAAUGUUGUUGACAUUGCUGGCCUGGUGAAAGGAGCUCAUGCAGGUCAAGGUCUGGGAAACGCCUUCCUGUCCCACAUUAGCGCCUGUGACGGAAUCUUCCACAUGACACGUGCUUUUGAGGAUGAGGAUAUCAUCCAUGUUGAGGGGACGGUGGACCCAGUCAGAGACAUGGAGAUCAUCCACGAGGAGCUGAGGAUGAAGGACGAGGAGAUGAUCGGACCCAUUAUUGACAAGCUGGAGAAAACGGCCAUUAGAGGCGGUGACAAGAAACUCAAACCAGAAUAUGACGUUAUGUGCAAAAUAAAGAGCUGGGUUGUGGAUGAAAGGAAGAACGUCCGCUUCUAUCACGAUUGGAACGACAAGGAGAUAGAAGUGUUGAACAAAUACUUGUUUUUGACAUCCAAACCAAUGAUAUACCUCGUUAAUCUCUCUGAGAGAGACUACAUAAGGAGGAAGAACAAAUGGUUGGUGAAAAUCAAGGAGUGGGUGGACAGUCACGACCCCGGCGCUUUGGUCAUCCCCUUCAGUGGCAACCUGGAGAGCCAGCUACAGGACAUGAGCGGGGACGAGCGACACAAGUACUGCACGGAGCACAAGACGCAGAGCGCCCUGGGCAAGAUCAUCAAGACCGGCUACGCAGCCCUGCAGCUGGAGUACUUCUUCACCGCCGGCCCGGACGAGGUCCGAGCGUGGACCAUACGGACGGGAACUAAGGCUCCGCAGGCUGCGGGGAAGAUCCACACAGACUUUGAGAGGGGCUUCAUUAUGGCAGAAGUAAUGAAAUUCCAGGAUUUUAAAGAAGAAGGCAGUGAGAACGCUGUCAAGGCAGCUGGAAAGUACAGACAGCAGGGAAGGAACUACGUCGUUGAAGAUGGAGACAUCAUUUUCUUUAAAUUUAAUGCACCAAAUGCACCAAAGAAGAAAUGACUCCAGAAGGACCAUACACUGUAAAAAUGAAAUGUUGAAUUAACUUAACCAAGUUAUGUCAACUAGUUCCACUAAAGUUGCUUAAAUGUCAAGAGUAAAAACGUUUACUGUAAACAUAAUGUACAACAACACAUAUUACUCUUUACAUUUAAGCAGAUUUUGUGGAACCUGACAUAACUUGGUUAAGUUAAUUCAACAUUUCAUUUCUUACACUCAACUUUUUUUAUUAUUAUUUUAUGUCAGAGGUCAGAGUGCACACUGUCACUGCCUAACAUUUGAUUACCCGUCCCUUAAGGCAGAAACCUGGAAUUUUUCUCAGACGACACCAUCUAGAGGUAGAUGAAUUUAUUGCACCUUAGCCCCUCUUCCUACUUCCGUGAUUACUGCUGGAAGGCAAUGGCUGGAAGGCAAUGGCUCUCCUUCAUGAAUAUGCACAUGUAACUGCCCAACAGAGCUAAAAAAUAUUGUUUUUGUUGUUCAAUACAAACACACACACACACACACACACACACACACACACACACACACACACACAUAUAUAUAUAAAUUAUUUACCUGUCCAUAAAAAACGUCAGCAAAUCUGCAUCAAUCUAGAUACAUCUACGAAUGCUCAUGCACGCUUUGUGAUUGACAUCUGUACGUAAGUGGAUGUCUAACACUAUUGGCUAAUGCUUAGCGGCACUCAGUUCGAAUUGCAUGGGGCUCUAAGGAAGCGGGGACGGACUUACCAGAACAUUUGAUUGGCUAUAUUAUACCACAGCACAGGGUAAGAUUAUGACUUUUACAGGUUUCUAAAAAAUCAUACAUAUUUCCUGAAAGAGGGAAAAUUCCAGAUUGCUGCUUUAAGAUCAAAUCUCACCUCGCGUAAGAGACAGCUCAGUCAUUUAAGAUCAGGACGAGACCCCGCUCCCCCUCCAUUCACUCUCACUCUCCUCAAAUUGUUGCAGCAUUUGAAGGAGUGUAUUACUCUCCAGAUACUUCAUUAAUCUCCAUCACGGGUGCCAGCACUGACACAGCUGACAGUGGGGACAAUGCCACCUGCUCCUCUCCCCCUUCUGCAGAUAAUGCAUGUUUUACAGUAGGCCAGAUGUCUACACUCAAUAAAACAUUUGACAAAACCA
This is a messenger RNA of Nothobranchius furzeri (turquoise killifish), 3546 nucleotides long. RefSeq names its product obg-like ATPase 1. Gene Ontology annotation, cellular component: cytoplasm. The record is from RefSeq and is a predicted model, not a curated record. Gene Ontology annotation, molecular function: ATP hydrolysis activity; GTP binding; ATP binding. Lineage: Eukaryota; Metazoa; Chordata; Actinopteri; Cyprinodontiformes; Nothobranchiidae.